CUCGUGGUUUGCUUCGUGGGACCAAACAGAUGCAUCAUGAGCUGUUCUUCGCGCUCCUCGGCGUCAGCGGCGAAGUCGUCGUGGAAAGGACGAACCCACAGCAGGAAAAUGUGAAAACCUUCGUCUUUGAUGAGGAGGUCACACCGUCGCUGCUGUCUGAAGGCGAUCAGCAGAUGCUACGCCCCGUCUUGCACGUUGGGUACUGCUACCGCCGCCUGUCCAGAUUCGCUCAACUUCCACCAUUCCAGGACAAGAGCGAUGGAGACGGGAGUGAGUACAUCCGCUCCAGCCUCUACUUGCAUUCGUUUCGUGAGUCGUUGUCCACCAGCCUCGCUGCAUACGAGCAGCACGUGGCGGACUUGGAGCGCGACGUCUUGGCCAAGACAAGUCAAAACACGAGCAACUUGUUUCCGUUUACAAGGCUGUUGGUGGAUCUCCACGGUGAAAUCGAGCUUUUUCCGUUUCUGUGUCGAUUAGUGGACCAGAUUGAGCGCAAAAAUCUGCGCGGGAAAGGUAUAUUGGAGCUCUUGCAGUCGCACGAUCACUGCGGGUACCCGCGCAUCCAAGCAUGCGUUCGGGUAUUCCUGUGCAACGCGCAUCGCGUGCUGUACCGUCAGAUGAUGUCGUGGAUGACGGCAGCGCAAGUUGUGGAUCCGUUCGGCGAAUUCUUCAUCACGCAGUCGUCGCCCACCGAAUACACAGUCGAUCUAGGGCGGGUGCCGCUGCGGUACUUUCCCAGUGCGAUCGCUGAAGAUGUCUUGUUCGUCGGAAACGCGAUGAAAAUCGUCGGGGCGUCGUCGUCGCAUCACAAAGAGAUCUGCAACUGCCUCCACGAAUUGGCGCGUCGCGGCACGUGGGCCACGCAUGUGGUACAAGAUUCGUUGGCAAGGCUCCGAGGCAUUGUCGCAACUGCUCUGGGGACACGUGUCGUCGUGCAAGGGCAGUUUGUCAAGUGGUUGAAGCUUGUCAAGUCGUUUUACUUGCUUGGGGAAGGCGACUUGUUUCACGCUGUCGUCGAACGGGCGUCGGUCGACGUCUUUUCCAAGGGCCCCCCGACUAUUCGAUCCGAGCAGGAUUUGAACCAUGGGAUCUGGGCCACGUCCCUGCGUGAGUUUCAGUUCGACUCGGUGGGCUCCAUCUCGCUGCGGGUCCCGUUGCAAGAGUUUUCAUACACGUUCCAACGUGUUGGCGAGCCGGAGAACAUGAGUGCUGCAGUUGUCCCGCCUGGCUUGGUGGUGCAUGGUGUACGCAGCGCGGACGCCCGUGGUCUCGCGCCGUCGGAGUCUUGGUUGACGUGCUGGUUCCACCACAUUCAGUACAUCUCGCGCUCGUUUCGGUCGAGUUUUAGUGUCGACAUGCCGAGUGCGCCGACGGAACUGUCGCUUGUGUUGCAGUCCAACGGAGUUCACGUCGUUCCAGAGUGGACUCGAUCCGACCGUCCACGUGGAGGACUGCCCCCGACAUCGGCAAGUCUGCGGCUUCAGUGCCAGUUCCAUACCUUUCAAGAUUCCAGUUGCCGACUCACAACGCGCCUCUACAUCAUCUCCACCGACGCGAGCCAACUCGUGCACGAAGCCACGGCGACGCUGCCAUUUGCAAGUGACGCCACCUUCCACGUCGAAUACUCGGCGGAUGUAGUAGGGGAAAAAAACGUUCCUGUCACCACUGCAGGAUGGCGUGUCCUGGUCAACGGGUCCAUCUGCUUUGAGCAUACGCCCAUGAAUGUCUUGAAGCACGUCGAUGGCCUGGCGCGUCAACAAGGCGGGAUGUUUGUCGGGCUGGUACUCCAGCCAGGCGUCACGGUGCUCUCGUGGUCGUGCGACAAGAGGCCACCGCAGGGGGAAUCGGACGAUCCGUGGGCGUACGUCAGUCUUGACAUGGACAUUCCGUGGCCCUUGCCACUGCUGCUGACGCCUCCGACAUUGACCACGUACAGCCACGUGUUUCAAUUACUCUUUCGACUCAAGCGCGUGAUCUUUGCCCUCAACACGGCGUGGAAGCACCAGUCGAGCCGAUCCACCAAGACGUGCGUCCUGCGCCACCACCUCGCGUUUGCCCUGUCCAACGUGUUUCUGUACUUUCAGAUGGGCGUGAUCGACGCCGACUUUGACCAGUGCGUCGCCGAGUGCGACAACCGAUCGGAUUUUGACAUUGUCAAGCGUGCGCACGACGCGUUCGUGGCCGAAGUCGCUAAAAAGUGCUACGUGUACUCGUCCACGGUCAUGAACGCCCUCAACCACAUCGUGGCGCUCGGGUGGGAGUUUACGCGGACCGUUGACGACCCCCGCAUGGAUUCAGCACUGCUCGAGGCGGAAUUCGCCACCACGAUGCAGCACUUUGGUGCCGUCUUGGCCAACACGGACGCCCGCGCCCUCGUUCUCUUGCUAGACUUCAACGGAUAUUUUAGUCGAUCCAGCAUCGAGCCGUACUGAUUUAACUUUAACCGCGGACAAGAGUGUGCCAA
This is a messenger RNA of Aphanomyces invadans, 2464 nucleotides long. RefSeq lists its product as hypothetical. Gene Ontology annotation, cellular component: spindle pole; gamma-tubulin complex; centrosome. The record is from RefSeq and is a predicted model, not a curated record. The transcript is spliced from 2 exons. Gene Ontology annotation, biological process: cytoplasmic microtubule organization; microtubule nucleation; mitotic cell cycle. Lineage: Eukaryota; Oomycota; Saprolegniomycetes; Saprolegniales; Verrucalvaceae. The coding region runs from base 30 to 2432 and encodes 800 amino acids. Gene Ontology annotation, molecular function: microtubule minus-end binding; gamma-tubulin binding.